AUGGACCCUUCAUCUGAUAGCAUCAGAGAUAUUUCGGCAUUCAAUUCAAAAAGUUCCGUAUCAUUGUUUGGUCCUCAGCUACAGAAUCCAGUGCCUGACUCAGGGGACAGUCGAAACCAUGCGUCCAUAUUGCCUCCAUGGUCUCCAGGCCAAGGUCUAUCACCGAGGAAUACUGGCGUUCCUUUAUCCUCGUACACAGUGAAAAGUUUCUAUAACAACCCAGAUGCAUGGACACCACUACAGGUAACCGGCGUACCAGGAAAUCCGUCAUUUAUGGGCUCUCGCGGUGCAUAUAAACAACAGCCAGCUCAUAAUUCUGAUAGGAGAUUAUCAUAUUAUCAGCAUGGACCUUAUACAGAUCCUGAAGUCAAGCCUCGCGCCGGUUCCUCUUCUGAUUCAGGGUAUGGGACCAAGACUUUGACGACGGGGUCUGUGAUCAGUUACACGUGUCCAAUGGAUCCUGUCUCUACGCCGCGACAGGUCAAUGCUCCACUGCAGAGUGGUCAGCCAAUUGAUGCCACUGUGCCUCUAAAUUUUGAACAACGUCAGGAGCUUCCUCCAGCUGGAUCACACCGAGAACCGCUGCCAAGGACAUUCCCAGAAGAAAUAAGAUGCAGCUAUCCAGGUUGUCAGUGGAAAGGAAAAUGUCCCUCUGAUAAGAGAAAACACGAAGCCAGACAUAAAAAGAUGCAUAAGUGCGAUGAACCAUCAUGUUCACGCAAAGAAGGUUUUGGGACUGUGAAUGAUCUCGAAAGGCAUAAGAAAUGCAUCCAUAACAAGGAGCCUGAACGCGGACCGAAGAUAUUGUAUAUGUGUUUUGCACCUAAUUGUCCACGGAGAAAUAAACAGUGGCCGCGACUAGACAAUUUCCGCCAGCAUCUUACCCGGAUGCAUCGUGAUGAAGAUCCUGUACAGCUGUUGAAAAAAUCUGAAGAGUGGUAUCAUCGCUGGAAAGAGAGCCAGGAAGCUUCAAAGUGGCUUGUGGAACCAGCUCCUCUUUCUGAUUUAUCGUGUAAUAAGCCCCAGGGUUUGUCUGCUCUGAUAAGUCUUGACGAAGAGCCCAAGGCCUAUUCCAACAGUGCAUAUCGAGCUCCCUGCACUACGGUUGUUGCGCCGGGUGAAACUAUGAUGACCGAAGAUCUUCUCGGUCCAUCCGAAAGCCUGACUCUGAGCCCCAUAAAGGACAUGAGGCCCUUCGAUAAGCGUAGCGAUCAAGAGUCGCAAUCGGAAAUAGCACAGAAAGACUCGCAGCAAUCCCCUGCAGAGAAACGGCAAGUGGCGCUUCCGGGACUGAAGUCUCUGAACCUGCCCCUCAAUAAAGAUGGCAAGAACUUGCAGUCUAUGUCAUCGAAUAUGAACCGAGGGAGACAUCAUGACAUUGUGGCUGAAGCUGCCUUGAAUGUGGUCGAUGCCAUGACAAGAUUAAUGGAUAGCGGCCAGAGAAGGCAGAGUGAUCAAGAGGCACUCAGAGCUAAGGCAGCUAGUGCUGAGAAAGCUGCUACGCUGCAGGAUAGGAAGAAAGAAAUGCUCCAGAAGAUCUUGUCUGCUGCUUUGGAGCAUCUGGGAGGUCCAGAUACUGGAGCAGAUGGGGGGAUAUGCAAAAGUCCCUCUUCCAUACCGAGUGCCGCGACUGAUACUGAAAGGUCUCUUCAAUGCAAAGUCUGUGGAAAGACGACUCGUCUUCCCUGUGAGCUAAAAAAGCAUAUGAAACGCCAUGAGAGACCAUACGGCUGUACGUUUCCUAAAUGCUACAAGGAAUUCGGCAGCAAAGCAGACUGGAAACGGCAUGAGAACUCACAACAUUUCCACCUGCAAAGUUGGCGCUGUACCCUUCCAGAUAUUGGUGACCAGACACUCGAAUGUGCGCGUCUUUUCUACCGUCAAGAAACAUACGUGCAGCAUCUUACUUCUCUGCACUCCAUCAAGGAUGAAGAGGUCAAGCCUCUACUUCUCAAGAACCGACUCGGUCGAAAUGGCCAAUCGCAAUUCUGGUGCGGAUUCUGCAGGAAGAUCAUCCCGUUGGAACAACAGGGUCUAGAGGCGUGGAAUGAAAGAUUCAAUCAUAUUGACAGUGAACAUUUCAAAUCAGGCGAGAGAAUCGGAUCAUGGGUCUCACCCACCGGUCGUUUAACCAAGGAUCAGGAGAAAGAAGCAGAAAAGCAAGAGAAAGCGAGGAAUAGAGAAGAAACUUAUGAGAUUAGCGAGAACGACAGCAGUAGCAGCAGCAGUGGCUCCAAUUCUGAUCCUGACGAUAUUCCUGAGGAGUCAUCAUCCCACCCAACAACAACAAGAACAAGAAGAGACGGAGCCUCUGAUGAUGCAUAUUCUCAUAACGAAGGAGAAGCAACUGUCACACAGAAAACCAACAACUCUUCUGAAACUCCACACUCGCAAGUUGAACAGACGCAUAACCACAAUCACAGGAAGAGAAAAUCGGCCCUCGUCUCGGACGCAAACGCAAGCAGCAGCUCAACCGUUCCCAGAGUCCCGAGACAAGGACCCUCAACCCAUGCGGCUAAGCUAAAGAAGCUACGAACAGAAAGACAAGAAGCAGCCUCAUCACUCUUCUUCACCAAAUAUUCGCGAUCAGAACAACCUGAUACUGAUAUAAGAAUCUGUGUACGUGAACACUAG
Messenger RNA from Paecilomyces variotii, 2634 nucleotides. RefSeq lists its product as hypothetical. NCBI's taxonomy places the organism in Eukaryota, Fungi, Ascomycota, Eurotiomycetes, Eurotiales, Thermoascaceae. Gene Ontology annotation, molecular function: chromatin insulator sequence binding. The record is from RefSeq and is a predicted model, not a curated record. The transcript has 4 exons. Gene Ontology annotation, cellular component: chromosome. The coding region runs from base 1 to 2634 and encodes 877 amino acids. Gene Ontology annotation, biological process: regulation of transcription by RNA polymerase II.